This is a messenger RNA of Anthonomus grandis grandis, 11481 nucleotides long. It is a transcript of the gene Stat92E, whose product is annotated as signal transducer and activator of transcription 5B. The transcript has 15 exons. Gene Ontology annotation, biological process: cell surface receptor signaling pathway via JAK-STAT; defense response; regulation of transcription by RNA polymerase II. Lineage: Eukaryota; Metazoa; Arthropoda; Insecta; Coleoptera; Curculionidae. The record is from RefSeq and is a predicted model, not a curated record. Gene Ontology annotation, molecular function: RNA polymerase II cis-regulatory region sequence-specific DNA binding; DNA-binding transcription factor activity, RNA polymerase II-specific. The coding region runs from base 237 to 2585 and encodes 782 amino acids.
GUAUUAUUAAAAACUGAGAACGGCGCAGCGCUGGUUUCCUUCGAUAAGUUUCCUUUAGUUUCCUUGGCUUGCGGGCGGUGCAGUAUUUAGUGAUAAGCGAUUUGUCAUGCGUCACGUAAAACUAUGUAUAUUUUAAGGGAAGGAUCUGUGUUUACUAAUAUUAAAAGUUAAAAUCUACCUGAAAAAAAUAAUUUUUUGUGAUUUACUCUUCUGCCAUCAACAAAACAAAGGGGAUAAUGGCUCUGUGGGCGAAGGCACAACAGCUGCCUCCAGAUAGCAUUCAACUUCAACAAAUUCGAGGACUCUAUGGAGAUCAUUUUCCGAUUGAAGUCAGGCAUUAUUUGGCUCAUUACAUUGAGGAGAAAUUCCUGAGUACAGACAUAGAAAAUAUUAUGACUGAUAACACCCUAUUUGAACAAUAUGCUACAAACCUUGUAGAUCAGUUCAUUCAGGAAAUUGAAACAAAAGCUGAGGAGAUAAGAGAAUCAUCUGAAUAUUUCUUAACAAAACUGAAACUGGCCGAGGCUGCUAAAGUAUUCAAAAUGGGAUACAGCCAAAAUCCAAUUCAGCUCGUUCACUUGGUACGUCAGCGUUUAGCUACGGAAAUGAAAUUUUUGCAGCAAGCAGGUGCCGAUUUCAUGGGCAUGGGUACCGGUUUACUGUCAAACAACGCCGCCGAGGUAUUGCACAAAUUAGACGAUUUACGGCGUAGGACGCAGUCCACUUCCGAAGAUACAAGGCGGCUCGAGCAAGAACAAGAAGCAUUUGCUUUACAGUAUCAUGAAUGUACCAAAAUAAGCGCUCAUAUUCAAACUUUAACAACUCAAGCUGGACAACAAGCUGAACACCAAAAAAUACAGUAUAUAACCAGAAAACAGCAGCUCGAGCAAGACUUAAAUACAAGAGUUUCGUUACUGGUGGAAUUAAGACUAAAAAUCGCGGAAAAACUGAGGCAAACAUAUCAGCUUUUACAGCAACUACAGACCCAAAUAAUAGAUGAGGAAUUAAUCAGGUGGAAACGCGAUCAGCAGCUCUCUGGCAAUGGUGUACCGUUCACUAGUAACCUGGAUCAAAUACAAGAUUGGUGCGAGAGCCUCGCAGAAAUAAUUUGGCUAAACAGACAGCAAUUGAAAGAAGUAGAAAGGUUGAAAGGAAAGUUGGCUUUACAACCCCUGCAAGUUUCGGAUAUGUUGCCAAAAAUAUUGGAUGAUAUCACUCAGCUUUUGUCUUCAUUGGUUACUUCUACGUUUAUCAUAGAAAAACAGCCUCCUCAAGUCAUGAAAACUAAUACCAGAUUUCUAUCAACUGUUCGCCUACUGGUAGGUGGGAAACUUAAUGUUAAUAUGACUCCUCCCCAAGUCAAAGUGAGCAUAAUUUCUGAGACUCAGGCAAAUCUCCUCCUGAAAAACGACAAGUUAGGAAAAAACAACGAUUCGUCUGGGGAAAUUCUCAACAGUACCGGUACCAUGGAGUACCAACAAACGACGAGGCAGCUAUCGGUCAGCUUCAGAAACAUGCAGCUGAAAAAGAUUAAAAGGGCGGAGAAAAAAGGGACGGAAAGCGUGAUGGACGAGAAAUUUUCGCUUUUGUUCCAGUCGCAAUUCAGCGUGGGCGGUGGGGAACUUAUGUUUCACGUGUGGACCUUAAGUUUACCGGUUGUUGUGAUAGUUCAUGGAAACCAAGAGCCGCACGCCUGGGCCACUGUUACGUGGGACAAUGCAUUUAGUGAGCCAGGAAGGUGUCCCUUCCAAGUUCCAGACAAGGUACCAUGGGUAAAAAUUAAAGAAACUCUCUCGAUGAAAUUUAAAAACGCGACUGGUCGCGGAUUAAACGAAGAUCACCUGCGGUUCCUCGCUGACAAGGUGUUCCGUGGCAAUUACAAUGAGCAGAGUCACCAGAUGUUGUCCUGGGCGCAGUUUUGCAAGGAACCUUUGCCCGACCGGAAUUUCACUUUUUGGGAGUGGUUCUUCGCGAUUAUGAAACUAACGAAGGAACAUCUGAGGAAUCCUUGGGUAGAUGGUGCAAUUAUGGGUUUUGUAAAGAAGAAGACAGCAGAAGAGCUACUGUUAAAUUGUCAUGCUGGUACCUUCUUGCUACGAUUUUCUGAUAGUGAGCUUGGCGGUAUUACUAUUGCUUGGACGCAAGAUUCACAAGAGGUUUUAAGUAUACAACCAUUUACUGCGAAAGAUUUGCCGGUUAGAUCUCUCGCUGACAGGAUUGCUGACAUAUCACAUUUGGUCAAACUUUACCCCAACAUCCCGAAAGCUGAUGUUUUUGCAAAAUAUUAUACACAAUAUCAAGAAACAUCUACAGGACCCGGUGGAUACGUAAAACCAGUACUAGUGACACAGGUAUUAGGGGUGGGACAUAACAGCUUUAACACCCCACAUCAUAACUCGUUCAUGAGUCCUGAUCCGACAAGGGAUACCCCUUCAGUCGCUAGCAGCUACAACGGGUCAAUCGCGACGACCGUGGGGGGCACUGCGCCCCUUGUGAUGGAUUACCUGGACACCUUAGACGACUCGAGCUACGCAAUUGAAGAAAAUUACCUACAAGAAAUCAUGGCACCGUACAGUAAUAAGUGAACUUUUGUUAAUAUCUAAGGGGAAUUUGUCGUUGUUGAGCUGUGUCGGAUAUCAUUUUAAAGUAAACUGGUUAUUUUGACAUACUUUGACACGAGUAUGUCGUCUGAGUAAAUUAUUUAAAUAUGGUUUGAUGUAAAUUUGAAAAGUAGGGCCAAUAUGAAAACGGCUUAUUUGCAAACGUUUUAGAUUAAAACUUGCUCAAUACUCUAUUAAUUCAUCAUACUUGCAGGUAGGGUAUAUUUCUGUGUAACAAAGUGGAAGCUUUGGGCAUUUAAAUGUCCAGCAACUUAGAGGUUCAAAUGCUUUAAAAUUUUUAUCUAAUGCUAUAUAAUUAUCGCGAGAACUUAAUUCAUUUGCAAACGCAUUAUAUCUAGGUUUUAAAACGUUUUUUGAUAUUUUUUUUAUAAUGUAAAGGUAUUUUGUGGGGUUUCUGUCAUAGUAUUUAUGAACGUUAUCCCGUUUAUAUAAUAAUAACAAGAUGGAAUUAUGUUGGUUUUUAGUUUAUUUAAGCGGUAACGAUUUCUUAGGCGAUAAUUUCUGCUUGCACUUAAAUGGUGGUUUGAUUCAGGUCAAAAAUAAAACACUCUUAGGUAAUAAUAAUAAUAACGUUUAUUAAAAAACAAUAUAUACAAUACAUAGUAACCAAUGCAAUAAAUAAAAAUAAUCAUUUAGAAAUAUCACUGAAGUACACUAAGCACUUAUGCGUGAUUUGUGCUUAUGUAAUCGGGUAAAUGUCAAAUUUAGUUAAUUAUGUCCUUAUUGAGUAAACGGACUAUAGCGGAUCUAGAAACAUUUGUACAACAAAACAAAAUUAAAAAUUACAAAAAAAUACUUAUUACCUUUCAAUACUGUUUUUUUUUUGUACAAUUCUAUUCCAGUUUGUUUUUUUUUAUAAAUUUCUAACAUGAAAAAUUUGAAGUGCUGGGAUAGAUAGAUUUGAAGUCCUUCAAGAUCUCGAAACGUCGAUUUAUAUACAGUGGCGGCCAACUAAUUAGAAACAGUGUGAAUAAAUUAAUAAAAAUCAUAAAUCUUUUUGUAAAUAAAAUUGUUUAUGCUUAAAUUUUUCGCUUAUUGUCGUAACUAACAUUUACCUUUAAUAUUACCAUAAAUUUAGUGGAUUUGUCUUGACAUAUAUACUUUUAAAAAAAAGUUAAUUUUUUAUACAAAUAUUGAAUUGGACAACUAAUUAGAAACCAAAGAAUUAUCAAUUCAAAAAAACAAAAUAAGAACUCUAAACCCUAAAUAAAUCAAUAUUUUGUAGCAAAUCCCUUAUUUUCAAUGACAGCUCUACAUCUCCUGGGCAUUGACUCCACCAGAUGUUGACAUCUCGCUAGUGGUAUCGAUUUCCACGCCUGCUCUGCUUCUUCCGCCAGAUCUUUAAGGUUUUUAAUAUUUUUAUGUUCUAAAAGUUUUUUCAGGUCUCUCCAAAGAUUCUCAAUGGGAUUGAGAUCCGGAUUACAUGAGGGCUAAUCAAGUACAUCAACAUGGUUAUCGUCAAACCAUUUUUUACAGACUUAGCCGUGUGCUUGGGAUCAUUGUCUUGUUGCAAAAACCAAGACACCGGCAAAGUUUUAUCAGCAAACGACAACAUGUGGUUAUCCAUAAUAUCUUUAUAUUUUUCUUGGUCAAGAAUACUGUCAAUUUUCACUAAUGGACCAACACCACGCCACGAAAAACAUACUCAUAAUUUUAUAUUUCCACCUCUAUGUUUGACUGUGCUGGUUGUAUACUUCGGAUUAUUUUCUGCACCCCUUGGUCUUCUCACAAAUAUUCUACCAUCACUACCAAUGCGAUUUAUUUUUGUCUGAUCAGACCAUAAUACUUUUUUCCACUCUUUUGAGGUCCAAUUAAUAUGGUCCUUAGCGAAUUUUAAUCUAGCCUGGCAAUUUUUCUUCUUUAGCAGUGGUUUCUUGCGGGAUACUCGUCCAAAUAGGUCGGCCUCAUUAAGUCGUCGUCUUAUAGUUCGUGAUGAUAUCGCGAUAGCUGGAGAAAGUUCUUCUUUAAUCUGGUUGGAGGUUAAAAAUGGAUUCAUUUUAGCCAUUCGAACAAUAGUUUCAUGAGUUCGUUGGCUGGUUUUUUUAGAUCUUUUCUUGCGUGGAAUAUUUUCGUACGUUUUAUGUUCUUUUAUGUGUUUGAGUGCAUAGAAAACCAUUUUUUUUUAACAUUUUAGGUGGUCAGCUAUUUUACUAUAAGUCCAACAUCUUGCCCUUAGCGUAAAAAUUAUUUUACGCAUUGACGGACCACAAUUUUUUUUUCUACCCAUUUUAAACUGUGGAAGACACAAAGAGAAGGCUUGUAGAUACAAAAAACACAAAUUGUUACCAGUACAAAGGUUUGAAAUGAACUAUACGCGCGUUUAUUUUCGUCGUUUCUAAGUAGAUGGCCAACUGUGUUAUCUAUAAAUUUUGUUUAUAUUCUGCAUUCCUUACAAAUUUCUUAGUGGAAUGUCUAUAAAUAAAUUAUAUAUUGCUGUUGUGGUGAACAAUCAAAAUUUUAGAACAAGUUGGUUUUAAUUUAUUUUAAAAGAACUGAAACAUUGAAUAAAGUAUUUUUUUUAAAUCGUUUCUAAUUAGUUGGCCACCACUGUAAAUGUAUGUCUAAGAAUCUUAUUUUUUGGCUUGAAUUCAACAACCAAAGUAAGUGCAAUAAUGCAAUAUUAAUAGUAAGUGCCAAUAUCUAUUAAGUUACCAAAUGCUUUUUAGAUUUUUAAUAAUUUAUCCUUUUUGUCAACUAUUUUAGAUUGUUUGUUUCCAAAGCUAUUAAUACAAAGAUACUGAUUUUUGUGUAAAUUAUCAGUUCGUGGGUAAACUCUACCUGAUAGAUUUGCAUUAAAUUAAAAAGGCUUUAAAAGCUUUAGAAGACUACUGCCCAUAUGUAAAGGCAGCUUUUCAAAAAUCUAAUUUUUUCUCUUUUUUUAAUUCCUUCUCAAAAAUAAGUUGCAGAUUUAAUAUGUAAUAACACGACUGCUUUAUUGAGAACUCAAUUUGAAUUUUCUAAUAUCCUAAAUACCGGGUGGUGCGUCGCCAAGCGGAACAUAGGAAAUCCCAUGUAAAUUUUAAGGGAGUCAAUUAUUGGCUUCCCUGUACAUUUUACAGAAAAAAUGUAAGAUAACUUUUUGUAGAGACCAAUCUGGGAAGAGUUGGAAAGGCUUUCUUUUAUUUCCAUUUUUCGGCGUCUUCUGCUUUAGUGUCUUCUUGUCAUUUCUCUUUUUUGUUUUAAUUGUGUUUUCUUUUACUUCCUUUUUCUUGAUACUUUCUUCAAGCGCAGUUUUGUAUGGCGUGCUGGUCAAGACUGCACUUCCACAAGACUUUCUCUUUCUUGUGUUUUUCUUGCCUUGAAUUUUUGGAAAGGUUGACAUUCUUGUGGUGUCACUGAAAAAGAUGAAUUUAUUUGUUCAUCUCGUUUUGAGCUGGGCCCAGGCUCAGGAUUCAAGUACGGAUCGUUUGAAUCACUAGCAUCAUUAUCAGAAGCUAUAUUGGAUAUAAUAUCUGUCAAUGGGUUAUAUAGAUUGGAACCUUGUGCCACAUCUUCUACAGUUUCAUCAGUCUCACUAGGUAUUUGAUCGGUUACUUCAGCGGCCAAAAGUCAACAUCUGAAAAAACCUCUGAGUCAAAUGGAAAUAUGCCAGUUUUACGGAACCCGUUUAUCCCAUGUGAUAGUAUGCAAGCCUUUAAGUAGCCUUCGCAAAAUAUUUUACUUAUUUGAAACACCAUCACGGUUCUACCAGGAUGAUGGUUUAAUCAUUUUUCCAAUGCUUGGUCUAAAUAGACACUAAGGGGACCCAUAACAGCAACAUCCAACGGCUGCAGCUUGUGAGUACAGUGUGGAGGUAAACACAAGAUAGAUACAAAGUUUUCUCUGGCACUUAAAAUAACAUCGAGAUUUCUUGUGUGCGAUAAAUGUCCAUCUAAUAUAAGAAACACUGGCGCAUACUUACUCGGCUUGACGAAAGAUACGAAGUGAGUAAACCACUGCUUAAAAACUUCGGUACGCAUCCAACCACUUUCAUUACACGCAAAAAUGGUACCCGGAGGAGCUCCAUCUGUUAGUUCGGCCUUCAUUCGCUUUCUACUAAAAAUAAGCAUCGGUGGGACAAAACUUCCAGCAGCUGAUACACAAACCACCGCUGUUGUCGAAACCCCACGCUCCGCUGAUGUUACCCUUGCCACUUGUUUGGAACCUUUUCGUGCCAAUAUUCUUCAGUUUCGCCCAGGAACAGUAGAAAUCGAAGUCUCGUCUACGUUAAAAAUUCGGUGAGACGCCUUAUUAUUUUUAGAGUAAAUCUCUUUCAACAAAUUGAAGAACUUUGUCACAACUGGUUUAUUAAAGGCCUCGAGGAAAUCUCUGAAUGUCUUCUUCUAAAACCGCUUAACCAAUCUUUACCAGCAGCUUUUUCUACAUGAGAAAACUUGUGGGGAAUUUUGUUCUUUUCAGCAAGUUGAUAAGCUAGUUGUCGCAAAUCACGAGUUGUGAGUCCAUACAUCCUGCUUUCAAAAUCUAGGAUAUGAGUUACUAACUCUUGCUCUUGUUCCGGCGAAAAUACAGGGUGGCAGCUCCCAAGUGACUUUGUCUCUAGCUUUGCUACCUUAUUUUUGUCCAUUACACGCCGUUUAAGCGACAUUCUUGGUACGUUAAAGAUUCGAGUAGCAUCCUGUAACAAUACGACGUAAAAUGAGAUUGUAAAUAAAAAUUAGGAUUUACAACAAUUUGGUAAGAACUAGGGGGUAAAAUGAUCCCCUUUUUAAAACGGGAUCGUUUUGCCCCAUGCUUAGAGGAUCGUUUUACCCCAAAGUGACAUGCAGUACCAUUUGUUAAAUGAAAAUUAAUUGACAUAUACGAAUUGAAAACAAAAACCACAAAUCAACUCAGCAUCCCUUCCUCAACAAAACAACGUAAGAAGAUGGAUCAGUCACAUUGUUAAAAAAAUAAAUUAAACAAAACAUACCAUAUAUAACAUAACUUACCUGAUAUUAUAAACGUAAAAAACACAAGUUCACGUAGCAAUUGUUGGAUUCGAACUGAAUCGCAAUUCCGAUUGUGGUCUAUUUAUAACCUCUUCGCCUAGAAUAUUGUUGCCAAUAUUACGCUUAUUUUGCAUAAAAUGGGAACUUUUAAAUUGAUGGAUCAUUUCAACCCGCAGGGAUCAUUUUACCCCCCUCAGUACUUUUUUCUAAAGUAGGGCAUAAUAUAAAUAGUUUGCUUGUAAGAGUGGCCAACACAGAAGAAUUAAACUCAAAAAAAUCAUCGAAAGUAAUUUUUUUAAAUAUAUAAACACGAUUUUAAUAACAUAUAUUUAAUUUUAAUUGAAAUUCUUGAUAUAUACAUACAUACAGUGUGCAAAAAGGUAGCAACAUCAUAAUUUUCUGUUAAAUAACCAUCAACAUUUGAUUUAUGACUAAGAUUUGUAUGUGAUUUUUUUUAUGCCCAACUGUGAUUAUUUAAUAUUAAUUUUUUUGGACCCAGUAAAUAAAAUACAGAAUUAUUUUAUAUAAAUUUAUCAAACAGUGCAUCAGUAUUAGAGUACGUUUGAUCUCUAAUUUUGGUUUCAAUGUAAUGCCACAAGUUCUCUAUUGGAUUUAAAUCUGGAGACUGUGAUGGCCAAAUCAUUACAUUGAUUUAAUCAUCAGAUAACCAACUUUUAACGUACUGAGAAGCAUGCUUCGGAUCAUUAUCAUGUUGAAAUAUAGCUCUUAAUGGCAUUGUUUCAUCCAGAUACGACAGUAAAUUAGCUUGCAAAAUAUCUUUGUGCAUGAAACGAUCCACUUUCAGAACUGUAACAAAAUAUCCAUAUAUUCUUCUAUAGAGAAAAUAUUAUUUUGAAAACAUUAGUUGUUGCUAUAUUUAUGCAAAAUAAAAACGCAAAUAAUAACUUAGGCACUAAAUAGACGACAGCAAAGGUACGCUAAAAAGCUGCUUUUUGAAAAAACUUUUUAGUGCUUAAAUACCAACUUUUUAGUUUUUAUAAAAUAACCCUAUUUACUGGUUAAAAAGUUAACAUUUUCGGACUUAAAGUAGUUCUUAGCGGUUAAAAAGUUGAUUUUUAGAAAUAUAUAAGAUAAUAAAAUUUAUUUUAAAAUAAAACUGUUGUUACGUUAAAUUAGUUUCAUGAAUUUAAUCUCGGAAAUGGUACGCAUAAUAUUUUUUUUGCACCUCUGUGUUUUUUGAAUUAUUCAAUUCAGAAUAGUUAGACUAUACCUUAUUUAAUAUAAAUAAUGCAAAUUUUGUCCCAAAAGUACCUAGAAGAUAAGAAAUUAAGCAAAGAUCUAGUAAAAAUAUUACUUCAAUGUAAGAGUUCUGCACAGAAUCAAUUAUCACGUUUUUAGUAUUUAGAAGUAAUCAUUCCUAGAUGAAUUCACAAUAUACAGUAUCGGACAAAAUUAAAGCAACUUUUGAUUAUUUUAUUUAGAAAAGGCAAACUUUAAUGAAUUAAAGCCCCAACUAUUUACGGAGAGAACACCUUUGAAAAGAAAUACAAACACAAUAUUUAAAGUUUAUUAAUUAUAGUCUUUGUAAAUAUAUGAACUCAUUUAAAAAAAACUUGGAGCAGUUUUUAUAUAUUUACAAAAUUAAGGUACAAAUUCUUAAUAUAAAAAACUAUAAAAUAUAAAUUAUACAUUGUUUUCAAUGAUGGCUGCACAACGUCUGGACAUGGUAUUAAUUAAAUUAUUGACAACAUUAUCAUCAAUCGCCUUCCAUGCUUUUUCGAAUUUGGUUGUCUACGAUUUCCCACAAAUUUUCUAUCGGAUUUAGAUCCGGUGACUGAGGUGGCCACUUCAAAACUGUAAUGUUGUUUUCCGUAAACCAUUGCUUUACAAUUUUGGCGGUAUGUUUAGGAUCUUUGUCACGUUGGAACACGAAUUUUAACGGCAUUUCUCAUUCUGUAUAGGGCAGCAUAACAUUUUCGAGGAUGUUUCUAUAUUCGAAUCGGUCCAUUUUCCCGCAAAUGGUCCCAUACCAUAUGCAGAAAAGCAACCCCACACCAUUAUAUGACGUCCUGCACGCUUUACUAUCGGGUUAACAUAUUUAGGAUGUAGUCUUUUGCUGCUUUCUGGUCGAGGUAUCCACCUCACAUCAUCUCUACACGCUUAAUAGUCUUAAUAUUAUGUUUUUGGAAAAGUUGCUUCAAUUUUGUCCGAAAAAAUUAUCAGCAUAUUUUGGAAGAUUGAAAGUAUUUAUGAAGAAAAACGAUUUGAUAGUUAAACUAAAAAUAAACACAUUUGUCUGAACUUAACCGUUGCAAAAAUGAAAUAUAUUUUAAUAAGGAAUUUAAAAUAUGGGUCAACUAACAGGUUUUUAAAAGUUACUUCAAUUUUGCCCGAUGCUGUAGUUUUUUUGACACCAAAUUUUUAUUUUUACCUCUUUCACUGUUUUUUACCGGGUUAUACAUUUAACCGACUGCAUUAACCAUUUUUCAUUUGGUCUUGAAAGACUUUUCGUAAAUUUUUUUAGAUCAGUUUUUUACAGAACUCUACUUCGUAGCCCCAUUACUUAAAUAACAAAGAUUUUCAUUAAAAAAAUAUAUAAUUAAGGUGUAUCUAUUUUUUCCCUACUUUUUGGAAUAUGUCAAUUAGAACAUUAUAGCUAAAACAUAUUUAUAAUUUUUGCCAGUUGUAAUUUUCAACAAUCAAUCGAUUGAGUUCCUGGAGCACAAUUGUUCCAAAUUAUUUUCUUUUUUAGCAUUUUUCAUGAACUACGAUAGAAAUAAGUACAUAUCAACAAAUUAGAUUACUUGUGCAAUACUUCUAAAAAGCAAUUUAUUGUUGUUACAAUUAUUAAAUAAAUAUUACUUACUAUCCCCUACUUACAAUCCCCCUUAGAUAUUAGCUCUUCCUAACCAAACUUAAUAUAAUAUAAAUGUACACCUGAGGUAGUAAAAAGAGUCUUAACUUAAAUGCGUUUAAGUUUUAUUAAGUUAAGACUGAGGAGAGAUGAAAACAUAUAUUUUUUAACUUUUUUAUAGAGAGUAACGUCAGUUGACUAAUUAUAAAGAGUUUAGCAUAGUAAAGUUAAUUUGGAAGAGUAGUGACAGCUGUUUCACUAGCUGGGAAGACAAUUUUUGUGAGACCUAAAUAAAAUAUUUUCUUGUAAGUCGAUUGAUUUGACGUACCAUUAAAAAAAAUUGCUGUUUUAAAAUGUCUAAAUUGUGAUCUUGAAACCGUUGAUCAUAGAUGCGAUUAUAUUAUAUUUUUGUCAAUUAUACAUAAAUAUUGUAUUACAGUUUGAUGUAAACGUGUUUGGAGAUACUGAUUCAACAUGAUUUUGGUGAAUUUAUUGACAAUAUUAUUCGGGUGCAUAGUCCGUAAGAAUUUAUUUUGAGAUUGACGUGUUUAGUUGAAUCAGUAUUUAUAUAACAAAAACCAGCGUCCUUUAGAAGUACAGAACAGCUCUUUUGUGGCCAUAUUAUAUUUUAAAUUCUUGUUACGCUAGCCGUUAUCAUGUUUUAACUUUUAGCUUCAUAGUUGCGUCCAAGCAUAUAUUUUUGCUGUUUUUACUAACACAUUUGGGGUACACAUCCCGUUUUAUAUUGAUUUUUAAGUACAAAAAUACAUCUUUAUUUUUUAUCUUUCUUUGUCAAGUUUUAGCUUAAGACUUAGUGCAAUGGACCUGUUGUAAAUACAUUUUUAUCAUUAAAUGGUGCUUAUUCCAUAUUAAUAUUUUAUUAUAAUAUUUUUAAUAUUUACAAUAUUUUUGUGAUGUUUAUAACUGCUGUGCGAGGUGGGUAUUAAGAAUCGUUGUGCUGGUAUAACAUUUAAGGUUAAAACUGACCAUUAGUUUAGAAAUACCGGUCUUGUUAGACAAUCGAUGUUAUUGCCUUUAGUUGCGUCCAUUUUAUGGUUAGAGUUAAUUGCACCCUCCAUUUCUGCAUGGUAAAAAAUAAAGUUUAAUGCCACAGUUA